AUGGGGACCUGCACAGGGGAGGAAGACCCUCCUGCUCCCCCUGCCUCUGACCAGGAGAAGGUCUGCCGAGAUUUUGCUGUCCUGGAGGACCACACCCUGGCUCACAGUCUGCAGGAACAAGAGAUUGAGCAUCACUUGGCAUCGAAUGUUCAGCGAAACCGCUUGGUCCAACAUGAUCUCCAGGUGGCUAAGCAACUCCAGGAAGAAGAUCUAAAAGCCCAGGCUCAACUCCAGAAGCGCUACAAAGACCUUGAACAACAAGACUGUGAAAUUGCUCAGGAAAUCCAGGAGAAGUUGGCAAUUGAGGCAGAGAGACGCCGCAUUCAGGAGAAGAAAGAUGAGGACAUAGCGCGAAUUUUGCAAGAAAAGGAGUUAAAAGAAGAAAAAAGGCGAAAGAAACACUUUCCAGAAUCCUCAGGAGCCAAUACUUAUGGACAUAAUUGCUAUUACGAAGAUGGAGACCAACCAAGGUCAAGGAGGGCCAGGGUGUUGGGUUCUGAAUUCUCAAGGAUUGGUAGAAUCAAAAACGAUGGCAAGCCUGGGAAGCAGAGGAGGGAGAAACCAACAAUCCCACUGGAUCACUUGGAAGACCUGGAAGAGCACUGUUCACCUGAGCAAUCCCUGUCAUCCUGCCACCAGGACAGAGAGAGGGGCAAUUCCCAAAUCAACAGUGAACAGCGAGAAAGGAAGCGGUGUGGCUACGAGAGGCCUUUGCUUCCCAAGAUCGGUGGAGAGGUGUAUCUCAGCACUGAGUCUGAUGACUGGGAGGCUAACCAGCAGAAUCAAACUUGGGAUUGGGAAAAACAGUCCCAACUUCAAGACCGGCUUUCACCCAAGUCCUCAGAGAAAGCCGGGCUUCACUGCAAGGAUGUUGUAUAUGGGAGGGACCAUGGGAAGGGUGAGCGCAGCAAAAGGAGACACAGGCCAAGGACUCCUCCCUUUUCAGAAAGAGAGGAGCAGCUCCACUUCAAUGCCACAGGAACAAAACCAAGAGGAGUGAAAGAAAUUGUUUAUACUCCAUCCCAAGUGGCCAACAGGGACCAGGAGUUGUAUGAUGCAGAAAUCGCCAGAAAGCUGCAAGAAGAAGAACUUUUGGCUACGCAGGUGGACAUGAGAGCAGCUCAAGUAGCCCAGGAUGAGGAAAUUGCUCGACUGCUGAUGGCUGAGGAGAAAAAAGCAUAUCAGAAAGCCAAGGAACGGGAGAAAUCAUCGUUGGACAGAAGGAAGUAUGACGCUGAGUGGAAGCCAAAAUCUGCCAAAUCAACACACCCAAAUUCAAAAGAAAGUGAUGAAUCUCACCGUUCUAAGAAUGACCGGCCAGCACGGCCCCGCCCCCCUGCCGUGACAGGUGCUGAGGGUGUGGAUUUUACUCCUUCUACAGACCAGCAUAGUGCCACACGCCAUUUCUCAAAAUCAGAAGCCUCUCAUAAAGGUUUCCAUUACAAGCAGUAAAAUCCAAGGAUUCUGCCUUGAUACGGACUCACUGUAGCACAUAUUAUUGGACAACACAGAAUGCGUUCCGCAUUUAUUUUUCCUCCUAUAUUUGCUUUUCUAGGAUUCGUCCUUACCUGUUUUUCUAAACAUAAAUAAUUUGAAUACA
Messenger RNA from Echinops telfairi (small Madagascar hedgehog), 1600 nucleotides. It is a transcript of the gene CCDC50, whose product is annotated as coiled-coil domain containing 50. Bases 1 to 1452 code for a protein of 483 amino acids. Gene Ontology annotation, molecular function: ubiquitin protein ligase binding. The transcript is spliced from 12 exons. Lineage: Eukaryota; Metazoa; Chordata; Mammalia; Afrosoricida; Tenrecidae. Gene Ontology annotation, cellular component: cytoplasm. The record is from RefSeq and is a predicted model, not a curated record.